AUGAAGACACUCAAAAGGAGCCUCCUGGCUACUCUGGCGGCGACAACGUCAGUUCACGCCCUUCCCGCCCAGCAAAACCAGCGUCGUCAAGACACUUCAGCCCCAUAUCUCAACAACCUCGCUCAAGCCGCCGGUAAAUUAUGGUUCGGUACGGCCAUGGACACGACAACGGCCGAACCGAGCGAUGUCGACUAUAUGACAGUCUUCAACGACACCAAUAUAUUCGGACAAGUUACACCUGGAAACACCAUGAAAUGGGAAUUCACUGAGCCUACCCAAAACGUGUUCACCUUCAGCGAAGGCGAGGAAACUAUCGCGCUAGCGCAGGCGACAGGGAAGAAGGUCCGGUGUCAUAAUCUUGUGUGGUCGUCGGAACUGCCAAGUUGGGUUACUGGAGGGACUUGGACAAAUGCAACGCUCCUGGCGGCCAUGGAGACUCACAUCAAGGCUGAGAUUGAGUACUACGGGAGUGGAUGUUACUCAUGGGAUGUUGUGAAUGAAGCACUUAAUAGUGAUGGAAGUUUAACUUCCAACGUCUUUUCUGAAAUAAUCGGAUCCGCAUACGUUCCACUAGCGUUCCAAUAUGCCUACGAAGCAGUCCAGUCACUCGGAGAAGACAUCAAACUCUUCUAUAACGAUUACAGCAUCGAGUGGGCAGGCACAAAAAAUACUGCGGCAAUAGCGCUUGUCCAAGAAAUUCAAGCCUGGGGUGGUGCUCAUAUCGACGGUGUUGGCUUUGAGUCCCACUACAGUACCUCUUGGGGUCCCACUCUAGCACAGCAAGAGGCAGCCAUGGCGUCUUUUACGGCAUUGGGACUGCAGGUGCAUGUCACAGAGCUGGAUGUACCUUGCACUGCUGUUCCGUGCACUACAACCGCUUUGGCUGAGCAGGCUCAGAUAUACUACAAUACUAUCUCGGCUUGUAUGAACACAGCUGAGUGUACGGGGAUGACAGUGUGGGAUUUCGAUGAUAAGUACAGCUGGAUUCAGCCUGCGAGUUAUGAUGGAGAGGGAGAUCCAGAUCUUUAUUACUCGGAUUUAACUAGACAUCCGGCUUAUACUGCUGUCGCUGAGGCGAUACAGGGUAUUGCCUGCAGUGUAUGCUAG
Molecule: messenger RNA, 1107 nt
Organism: Penicillium malachiteum
Lineage: Eukaryota; Fungi; Ascomycota; Eurotiomycetes; Eurotiales; Aspergillaceae
Product: endo-1,4-beta-xylanase
Exons: 2
Coding region: 1-1107 (368 amino acids)
Biological process (GO): carbohydrate metabolic process
Molecular function (GO): hydrolase activity, hydrolyzing O-glycosyl compounds
Source: RefSeq, a predicted model, not a curated record